Haplochromis burtoni (Burton's mouthbrooder) is the source of this 1610-nucleotide messenger RNA. It is a transcript of the gene aldoab, whose product is annotated as aldolase a, fructose-bisphosphate, b. NCBI's taxonomy places the organism in Eukaryota, Metazoa, Chordata, Actinopteri, Cichliformes, Cichlidae. Bases 152 to 1243 code for a protein of 363 amino acids. The transcript has 7 exons. Gene Ontology annotation, cellular component: cytosol. Gene Ontology annotation, molecular function: fructose-bisphosphate aldolase activity. The record is from RefSeq and is a predicted model, not a curated record. Gene Ontology annotation, biological process: glycolytic process; fructose 1,6-bisphosphate metabolic process.
UUUUUAUAGUUGGGCAGCUGAAAUGUGAGGGGUCACAAUGGGAGGAUAAAUACAAGGGCCAGCAGGCUUGCAGGGGUGUCGCAGACGAAGGCCGGAUCUUCUCCCUUCUUCUCUCUUCUCUCAGCUCUCCUCGCAACCUCAAAGAGUCAGGAUGCCUCACGCAUACCCUUUCCUCACUCCUGAGCAAAAGAAGGAGCUCAAUGAUAUUGCUCUGAAGAUUGUGGCUCCAGGCAAAGGAAUCCUUGCCGCAGAUGAGUCAACUGGCAGUGUGGCCAAGCGCUUCCAGAGCAUCAAUGCUGAGAACACUGAGGAGAACAGGAGGCUGUACCGCCAGCUCCUCUUCACUGCUGACGACCGCAUCAAUCCCUGUAUUGGUGGCGUUAUCCUCUUCCACGAGACCAUGUACCAGAAGACCGACGAUGGCAAGCCUUUCCCUCAAUACCUCAAAGAAAGAGGCAUGGUGGUGGGUAUCAAGGUCGACAAAGGUGUUGUCCCCCUGGCAGGAACCAAUGGCGAGACAACCACCCAGGGUCUCGAUGGGCUUUAUGAGCGUUGCGCCCAGUACAAGAAGGAUGGUGCUGACUUUGCCAAGUGGCGUUGUGUUCUGAAGAUCACCCCCACCACGCCUUCAAGACUGGCUAUCAUAGAGAAUGCCAAUGUCCUGGCUCGCUAUGCCAGCAUCUGCCAGAUGCACGGUAUUGUCCCCAUUGUUGAGCCUGAGAUUCUUCCUGAUGGUGACCAUGACCUGAAGCGUUGUCAGUACAUCACUGAGAAGGUCCUGGCUGCCGUCUACAAGGCCCUGUCCGACCACCACGUCUACCUGGAGGGUACCCUGCUCAAACCCAACAUGGUUACCGCUGGACACUCUUGCUCACACAAGUACACCAACCAGGAGAUUGCCAUGGCAACUGUUACUGCCCUGCGCCGCACCGUUCCCCCUGCAGUUCCUGGUAUUACCUUCCUGUCUGGUGGUCAGAGUGAGGAGGAGGCCUCUGUCAACCUGAACGCCAUGAACCUGUGCCCCCUGCACAAGCCCUGGGCACUCACCUUCUCAUAUGGCCGUGCACUGCAGGCUUCUGCCCUGAAAGCCUGGGGUGGGAAGAAGGAGAACGGAAAGGCAUGCCAAGAAGAGUUUGUAAAGAGAGCUCUGGCUAACAGCCAGGCCAGUGUGGGCAAAUAUGUUUCCUCUGGAGCCAGCGCUGCUGGUGGAGAGUCACUGUUUGUGGCUAAUCAUGCUUAUUAAGCAUAACCACCCUUUUUCCAUCCCUACCCCUCCAUUAUUACAUCAUCACGGAAAAGGACACGUCCCUUAAGGCACCACCUAUGAAAUUCACACUCUACUAUUAAACACUACAACAGAAACAGCAGCACUUUUACAUCUCAGUAGGAAGCAAAAGAGAAAGAAAGAAAAAAGCUUUGAGUGGUUGCUGCAGCUAGAAGACUAAAACACGUUCUUCCUCCAUUCCCUUAGCUUUUAUUUUUAAACACCUUUUUUCAGGUGAAGAUUCCCACACUGUUUUUACACAACUUGUACUAUUUUCCUUGGUCUGCUUCCAGUAAGUUCAGUAUAUCAUUUAUACUGUUACCAUGGAAUAAAGUAUUUACCGUAG